UAUGUGGGUCGGGCACGGGUUGGUACCAAACAUACCCUCACAUUUGAUGCCAAAUCUCACCGUUCAUUUGAAUUGGCUCAGUUACAGUUCCUUCCACCGUUGAGCUUCGGCGUUUUGUCUUCUUCUCAAAGACUCAGCUGCUAUCUGCACCUCCAAUCGAUUGAAUCCGAGCCUCCUCUCACCGCCGACAAGAUGCCCGCACAGAAAAUUGAAACCGGCCACAAUGACAUCAUCCACGACGUGUCCAUGGACUACUACGGAAAGCGUGUGGCAACCGCCUCAUCCGACUCCACCAUAAAGAUCAUCGGACUCGGCCACAACUCCACUUCCCAGCACCUAGCCACCUUAACGGGCCACAUGGGGCCCGUUUGGCAGGUCGCCUGGGCCCACCCGAAAUUUGGCUCUGCCCUCGCCUCAUGCUCGUACGACGGCCGAGUCAUCAUCUGGAAAGAAGUCUCCCCAAACGAGUGGACUCAGUCCCACUCGUUCGACGACCAUAAGUCCUCGGUCAACUCCAUCUCGUGGGCCCCACACGAGCUCGGCCUCUGCCUCGCCUGCGCCUCGUCAGACGGCGACAUCUCUGUCCACACGGCCCGGCCCGAUGGAGGCGGAUGGGACACGGCCCGGAUCGAACGGGCCCACCCAGUCGGGGUGACAUCUGUCACGUGGGCCCCGGCGUUGGGGCUUUUUGGGCCCGACGGGCCGGAGCCCGUUUGGAAGCUGGCGUCGGGCGGGUGUGAUAAUACGGUUCGGGUUUGGAAGAUGGAGAAUGGGAAUUGGAAGAUGGACUGCUUCCCGGCACUACAAAUGCAUGGGGAUUGGGUUAGGGAUGUGUCGUGGGCCCCGAAUUUGGGCCUUCCGAAAUCGACGAUUGCUAGUGGUUCUCAGGAUGGGACGGUUGUGAUAUGGACUGUGGGGAAGGAGGGGGAGAAGUGGGAAGGAAAGGUAUUGAAGGAUUUCAAGGCUCCCGUUUGGAGGGUUUCGUGGUCGUUGACCGGGAAUUUACUGGCCGUGGCCUCUGGUGAGAAAAAAGUUACUCUGUGGAAGGAGGCUGUUGAUGGGGAGUGGGAAGAGGUGACUACAGUUGACCAGUAA
Molecule: messenger RNA, 1095 nt
Organism: Striga asiatica
Lineage: Eukaryota; Viridiplantae; Streptophyta; Magnoliopsida; Lamiales; Orobanchaceae
Source: the annotation of a GenBank genome assembly